Molecule: messenger RNA, 2855 nt
Organism: Grammomys surdaster
Lineage: Eukaryota; Metazoa; Chordata; Mammalia; Rodentia; Muridae
Gene: Wdr5
Product: WD repeat domain 5
Exons: 14
Coding region: 216-1220 (334 amino acids)
Cellular component (GO): Set1C/COMPASS complex
Molecular function (GO): histone binding
Source: RefSeq, a predicted model, not a curated record
UCACGCACGCGCAAUCCCUCCCGCCUCCCGCGCCGCUGCCGCCUAGUCCACCAGCUCGUCUGCUCUCGCGCGCACGGCUAGUCGACGCGACGCCAGAGCGCCCGGCCACGCUGCCGCGGCUCCGGCAGGCCCAUACUAUAGAGUACGGUUUAGCUGACAGCCUCUUCAAUUGUGACUCCCCCUUCACGGUGUCCUGCCCUGUGGGCUUCAGAGCCAUGGCCACAGAGGAGAAGAAGCCAGAGACAGAGGCUGCGAGAGCACAGCCCACUCCUUCCUCAUCAGCCACACAGAGCAAGCCCACACCUGUUAAGCCAAACUAUGCCCUGAAGUUCACCCUGGCUGGCCACACAAAAGCUGUGUCCUCUGUGAAGUUCAGCCCCAAUGGGGAGUGGCUGGCAAGUUCAUCUGCUGAUAAACUCAUUAAAAUUUGGGGAGCAUAUGAUGGAAAGUUCGAGAAAACUAUAUCUGGUCAUAAACUGGGAAUAUCUGAUGUAGCUUGGUCAUCAGAUUCUAACCUCCUUGUGUCUGCCUCUGAUGAUAAAACUUUGAAGAUUUGGGACGUGAGUUCCGGAAAGUGUCUGAAGACCCUAAAGGGCCACAGUAACUACGUCUUCUGCUGCAACUUCAACCCCCAGUCCAACCUCAUCGUCUCAGGGUCUUUUGAUGAAAGUGUGAGGAUAUGGGACGUGAAGACAGGGAAGUGCCUCAAGACUUUGCCUGCUCAUUCUGACCCAGUCUCAGCCGUUCAUUUCAACCGUGAUGGGUCAUUGAUCGUUUCCAGUAGCUAUGAUGGCCUCUGCCGAAUCUGGGACACUGCCUCUGGCCAAUGUCUGAAGACGCUCAUUGAUGAUGACAAUCCUCCAGUGUCUUUCGUGAAGUUCUCUCCAAAUGGCAAAUACAUCCUGGCUGCAACUCUGGACAACACACUGAAGCUCUGGGACUACAGCAAGGGGAAGUGUCUGAAGACAUACACUGGCCACAAGAAUGAGAAGUACUGCAUAUUUGCCAACUUCUCUGUGACAGGUGGCAAGUGGAUCGUGUCUGGUUCUGAAGAUAACCUAGUGUAUAUAUGGAAUCUGCAGACCAAGGAGAUUGUGCAGAAGUUGCAGGGUCACACAGAUGUUGUGAUCUCCACGGCUUGUCACCCAACAGAGAACAUCAUUGCCUCAGCAGCGUUAGAGAAUGACAAAACAAUCAAACUGUGGAAAAGUGACUGCUAAGUCCUGCCUCCAUGGGAGGGAGACUUCAGGAAGCCACCUGGACUGGCAAGAAACACAUGCGUGGCAGAGGCAUGGGACCAGGCUGGGUUGACAGGCCUGGUGCACCUACUGUCUGAAAAUGUUGGGUCAGGGGAGUGUACACUACCGAGUCUUGAUAGCCACUGUGAUAUUUCUUGCCAAUUCUGUCUCUGCCUGAGGAAGUUCCUGGUCUGUUCUGUGCUCAGAGGCAACAAAUUUUUAAUUUUUUAUUACAGGAGUGAGUUCAACUCCUCAUGGGUUGUUUUUCUCUGUACUUGUUGUUUUUGGUAUUGUAUUGCCCAGUGCACACACUGGAACAGAACCUACAGCCCUCCUCCCAUUCCCUGCCUCCAGCCCUGGCCUGCUUGUUCAAGUUCCCUGCCUGUACUAGUAUGCAGUGUGCUUCCAUGAGUCUCUGGAAACACAGAAAGGUUGUUAAGUUGUAUCCGUAUCAAGUCCCUUUGUUUUUUUGGAGUUCAUAGGUCAACACUGAUCUCAGUGGUUACAGUGUCUCCUUGUCUCACUGAUAUCACUCAGUAAGCUACAAACACUGUAAUAAAAGGUGGGUAUGGACUGGGUGUGGCCCUGAGUUCUGACCACAGCUCUUCCACACCUGGCUUUUAGAAAGCUCCUCCCUCCUGGCAGGAGUUGGCAAGGUCUCUGGGAGGAUGGAUCUUUGCUGUGCCUUCUUCCCAGUGGCUGCUGUGGGUACUAUGUGUUGCCAGAGGAAGAACCUCAGUUGAGAGAGUGGAAGUAAGUCUUGGAAAGGCACCAUGUAGUGAGGUUCUGGACCUCUUUAUUUCGUGUGAGGCUCAGGGUCACCUGCGCAGGAGGGAGGAGUUCAAUUUGGUGCUUGCCCCAGCAGGUACAGCCUCCUGCCUUGGCCUCUAAACCCACGAAACUUCUCUUAGCCCCUUCCCCAAAUGGAUCCUCAGGUGACCAGGACUGGAAAGAAGUGAUGGCCAAGCUCUGAACUGCACAACAUUUUCACAACUGCUGCUGGCGAACCCAGGGUGACCUAGUAUGGAGCAGACUGCAGAGGUUCUGAGUCCAGAUGGGUGGGUGAGGCUGCUGGGGACAGGCACGGGUGGAAAGGAGAUUCUGGGUUUGCUCUGGUUGCUGCAGCUUAUGUAUUGAAGCUAGGUCACCCUGUUCUACUCUGCCUUUGCUGAGGCAUGUCCCCAGCUGUGGGCCUGAUAGCCUGUCCUCCACUCCAUCGAGGCACAAUAAAAAUCCAAAGGUGUUGGGAAAGGAACCCACAUACAUUGUCCUUUCCUUGAGGGAGAGAGAUGAUGGGCUUCACAUCGUAGAAGCCAUUGUUAAAGAAAGAGGGUGGCUUGUCACACUGACAGGGUUCUGGGGCCCCUAGCAUCUGUUGGAUGGAUGUGCCUGGGUUCUGGUCAAUGUUGUGGGCAUGUUGCUGGGGUUUCUGGAGGGGUGUUGUGGUCCUUCCAGCUGUGGCCUGGUGUGCAGCCCCCUCCUGAGGGAGGGAGCUUGCUUGCCAUGUUGAGCGCAGAAUCCCCAAGUAUAGUUUAUUUUUUCUACAGUUGAACUCUGUUGUAGAUUUAUGUAAAAAUACAUUCUCUUUUUAAAAAUAAAGAUUUUCAUGUCUUGUAA